AUGAUAUAAAGUUCCACUCGUAACCGUUCUGAACAACUAAUUUAUUAACGAAGACAACAAGAAUAAUAAGUGGGCAAGUUGAGCACCAAGUUAAGAUAGGAGCAAUAUGAAAAAACCUUUGCGGCUUGGGAGAAUAAGGGAAAGGAUGUUGCCAAUUAGUAAUACAUGAAGAAUAGGUUUGCAAAUUAUUAUAUAUAAAGACUGCAAUAGAUAAGAGCUGAGGCUGAAGAACAUAAAGGAUAAAGGAAAUAAAAAUUGGCUGCUUUGUUAAAUGCUGAACAUGAAUAAUAUCAACAAGAAAUCAAAGCUAUGGUUGAGACUCCAGAAUAGGUUAAGGAGAGAAUGAUGAAAGAAGUUGCAGAAUUGAAACAAAGAAAGGAGAUUGAGAGAUCUAAGUAGGCAGAAGCAGCAUAUGAACGAAGAUUUAGAGAUAAUGCUGAUGAACUCAGAUUAGUGAACUAGCAAUUUAAUGAAUAACAAGCUGUUGCUUACAGAAACAUGUAAAUGAUGGAAAAAUAGAAAUUAUUAGAAGACCAAUAUGAAGGUAUUAUAAAUGUGCUAUUUGAAACUAGAGGAAAUGAUUUAUGCAGAAUUAUACAGAAGGGAAAUUUUAAAGAAGGAGAGACUAGAAAAGGAAAAAGAAAUUUAAUAGAAAGCCAAAGUAGAUGAGAGAAACAAAGUUUUAGGUAUUCAGGCUUCAAUGAAUGUUAAUAAGUUUUAAAGAAUCAAGGAUGAAAUUGAACAAGAGAAAUAGAUGCUUGUAAGAUAAUGAGAUUUUAACAUUUUAGAGAGAAGAAUGGAAAAGAGAAGAGGAGAGACAUAAAUAAAGAGAACUUUAAUAUUUGAAUUAUAAAAAGGAAAUUAAUUAAGAAAUUGCGUUAAAUAAUGAAUAAUAAAAAGAAUAUAAAAAAUAAAUAAAGUAAGAAGAAAGGAAAUAAGAUAAAGAAAUGAUCUAGCAAGUCUUAGAGAGAGAAGAAGCCAUUGCUAGGAUGGAAUAAGCAGAAAAACUAAGAUAAAAAGAAGAAACUAGAUAAUUUUUACUUAAUUUUAAAAACAGAACUAAUGAAUAUAGUGUAAAUGAUUAAUUGAAGGAAAGAUUGAUCAACGAAGAGAAUACUCGUUAAUGGGAAAAUAAAGAGGCUAAAUGGAAGGCUGAAGAUGUAAUCUUGCAAUUAAUUUUAGGAUGCUAGAGUUAAAUUAAUGUAUGAAGUCUAUGCUUAGCGAGCAGAAAAUGUAGAAUUAAAGAAGAAACUAAUCGAAGAUGAAAAAAAUAUUAAGUAGCAAGAUAAGGUGGAAUUAUUACGAUAGUUGGAUUUAUAUUAGAAAGAACUAGAGGAAAAGUAAAGACUAGAAUAAGAAGUAAAAUACAUAUUUAAUCGAAGAAAAUUAUGUAAACUAAAAACAAUUUGUUGAAUCAAAUGGAUGAGAAGAAACAAAGAUAAUAAAUGUUAAGAGAUAAAAAACUCCAAGAAGAAGAAGCACUUCGUAGAUAGAAAGAAGAGUAUGAGAAAAAAAUAGAAAUGGAAAAAGCUAAAGGGCGUGCUUUGCUCGAUGAACUUAGAAAAUAAAGACCUUAUUGA
Messenger RNA from Paramecium octaurelia, 1580 nucleotides. NCBI's taxonomy places the organism in Eukaryota, Ciliophora, Oligohymenophorea, Peniculida, Parameciidae. The record is from the annotation of a GenBank genome assembly.